AUAGCUAUUAGCUAUAUAUCCUUCCCAUCUCUCUCUAUAGAUCUCGUACAAACAACACAGUUUUAGUAAUUUGUUGAUACAUAGAGAUUGAGAGAGUGAUCAGGGAGAGCACUACAUAUUCUAUUGGCCCUUGAGCCAUUUGGUGUUGUUUAGUAGCUAGAAAUCAAGAAUGCAAUUAAUGAUGGAAUUCCAAGGCCAUAUCUUCUUCAUGUGCUUAUUAGUCUUUGCAUUUUCAUCCAUUGUAGCUGUGCCAAAAGAGCAAGAACAGGAUCGAAUCUCAGCGCUCCCGGGGCAGCCACGUGUCGCAUUCUCUCAAUUCUCCGGUUAUGUCACUGUGAAUGACCAACAUGGUCGCGCACUCUUCUACUGGCUCACUGAAUCCCCCACUUCACCCAAGAAUAAGCCUCUCGUUCUUUGGCUCAAUGGAGGGCCGGGAUGCUCAUCGGUAGCAUACGGGGCAUCAGAAGAAAUUGGGCCAUUCCGUAUAAACAAAACUGGUUCUUCUCUAUAUCUCAACAAAUAUGCAUGGAACAGAGAUGCAAAUAUUCUCUUUCUUGAAUCGCCUGCUGGUGUUGGCUUCUCAUACACAAAUACCAGCUCUGAUCUCAAAACUUCAGGGGACAAGAGGACAGCUCAGGAUGCACUGAUUUUUCUAAUUAGAUGGAUGUCAAGGUUUCCACAAUAUAAAUAUAGGGAGUUUUACAUUGCUGGGGAAAGCUAUGCAGGGCAUUAUGUCCCCCAGUUGGCUAAGAAAAUCCAUGAUUAUAAUAAAAAGAAUCCUCAAAUUAUUAAUCUCAAAGGGUUCAUUGUGGGAAAUGCUGUGACUGAUAGCUACAAUGAUGGGAUUGGAACUGUGACAUAUUGGUGGAGCCAUUCUAUUAUAUCUGAUCAGUCAUACAAAUCUAUCCUCAAAUACUGCAAUUUCACAGCAGAAGAAACAUCUAAAAAAUGUGAUGAUGUUUAUAGUUAUGCGGUUAACUAUGAAUUUGGAAAUAUUGAUGAAUACAGCAUCUACACCCCUAAAUGCACAACAUCACAAAACAAUACUGUGAGGCACAUACAACGAUUCAAGAAUCUUCAUAUGAUUUCAGGAUAUGAUCCAUGUACUGAAAAUUAUGCAGAGAAAUACUAUAACCUUCCAGAAGUGCAGAAAGCAAUGCAUGCAAAUGUUACCAACAUUCCUUACAAAUGGACUGCUUGCAGUGAUGUGCUCCUAAAAUAUUGGAAGGAUUCUGAAAUUUCUGUGUUGCACAUAUACAAAGAGUUAAUUGCUGCGGGAUUGAGAAUAUGGGUUUUCAGCGGGGACACAGACUCUGUGGUUCCAGUGACUGCCACAAGGUUUUCUCUCAACCACCUUAACCUCAGCAUCAGAACUCGUUGGUAUCCAUGGUACUCAGGUUAUGGACAGGUGGGAGGAUGGACAGAGGUGUAUGAUGGACUCACUUUUGCAACAGUUAGAGGAGCUGGCCAUGAAGUACCUUUAUUUCAGCCAAAGAGAGCUUACAUUCUUUUUAAGUCCUUUUUGGCAGGAGAGGAACUACCAAAACAUUAAUUCACAUGUAUUCAUUAAUCAUUAAUAAUUAAUAUAUCUUUCAUGCUUCCACCUCUA
Molecule: messenger RNA, 1609 nt
Organism: Cajanus cajan (pigeon pea)
Lineage: Eukaryota; Viridiplantae; Streptophyta; Magnoliopsida; Fabales; Fabaceae
Product: serine carboxypeptidase 24
Biological process (GO): proteolysis; brassinosteroid mediated signaling pathway
Molecular function (GO): serine-type carboxypeptidase activity
Source: RefSeq, a predicted model, not a curated record